Paraglomus occultum is the source of this 3846-nucleotide messenger RNA. The record is from the annotation of a GenBank genome assembly. Lineage: Eukaryota; Fungi; Glomeromycota; Glomeromycetes; Paraglomerales; Paraglomeraceae.
AUGACACGUAAAAGAAAAGGUCCGAGAUCGGAUUAUUAUCGGGAACGCGUUCAGGAACCGCAGAGUCACGAACAGCCACAACGGAGCGCUAGCCACGCUACGACCGACACAUGGGGCACUGGUCAUGCUACGACUAACGCCUGGGGUACUGGCCACGCUAAGACUGACACAUGGGGCACUGGCCAUGCUACGACUAACGCAUGGGGCACUACGUCUGACGAAUGGAACAUUGGUCCUGCUACGACUGACAAGUGGCCCACUCCCAAUGCUACGACUGAUCAAUGGCCCAUUCCCAAUGCUACGACUGACAAAUGGCCCACUCCCAAUGCUACGACUGACAAACGGCCCACUCCCAAUGCUACGACUGACAAACGGCCCACUCUCAAUGCCACGGCUGGUGAACGCCCAACCAGGAAUAAUACGCAAUUUUCCCCCGCUGGUGCAUGGAAUAACUCAUAUCGUCCAAACGAAUAUCCGGUUGAACCAGCACGGCCUUCAGUUCGAACGGGAGGACAACCGGACGAUGAGCCAGAAUGGAUGACACGGCUUUCGAAGGAUGAACCUGAAUGGUUCGAAAGAUCGUCAAGAGAUGAACCGGAAUGGCUCAGGCAGCCUUCGAGAGAUAGGCGUCCAAGAGGUCGCGGAGGAAGAGGUCGUGGCGGGCGAGGUCGGGGUGGCAACGCGGUUGCUGAAGGAAGGGAAAAACCCAGAAUUAUUUUACCAAAUUUAGAAGAAAUCGUGAAGCCGAAAAAAGAAGGAUUCCGUGCGAUUUCGGUCAUGCCAACGCGAGAGGACCUUCUGGAAGAAACGCCUGAAGAUCUUCCAUAUAAUGAUGCCGAUUUACCCUAUGAAAACGUGGAAAGUUAUCUGGUUACACAUUUUAGAUUAUUAAAAGAAGACUGUGUUAGGCCACUCAGGGAGGGCAUAAGAAUGUAUCGUGAGGGAAAUUACAGAGUCGAUGACACAGAUAUGAGAAUAUAUGAAAAAGUACAUCUUGUUGGGGCAACGUGUGCUCUCGCGGGGCUUGUACUACGAGUUGGAUUCCGGCUACCCCAUGGCGUUUCAGUAAGAUGGAAGCAGAGUAAGCGUCUGAUACCAGGAACAUUCGUUGUCCUUACCAAGGAUAAAUUUGAAACUAUGAAAUUUGGAGUAGUCAUAAGCCGGGCUGAUGAAUUAUUAACAGAUAAAUUCGAUUUACAAAUUGAUAUUCUUUUUCGUGACGAAGACACUGAAUUCGUUUGGAACGGGGAUUAUAUAAUGGUGGAGGCUACUUCUACAUAUUUUGAAGCGUAUCGACACGUUCUCACGGUUCUGCAAGAACUGGAUCCGGUGACAUUGCCAUUUACAUCGCAAAUUAUUGAUUUGGAUGAUGAGAUCGACAAACCGGAAUAUCUGAAGAAUCGUUUGCCAACAUAUGAUUUGGGAGUCGCGAAACCAUUCGAACAUAUGAAAGAAAUUUUAGAAUACAGUAGAAUCAAUGUAAACAACGCUUGGGAUGAAUGGCCCUCCAUUCAAGACUUUGGAAGCACUCUCCACUCGUCACAAUAUGAGGCUUUGCAGAGAAUGCUGACCAGAAAGUUGGCUUUGGUUCAGGGGCCUCCUGGAACAGGAAAAACGUAUGUGGGACUUGCAGCUGUGCGAAUUCUUUUGGAAAACGUAGGCGGACCGAUUAUAAUUUCAUGUCAGACUAACCAUGCUCUAGACCAGUUUUUAGAGGAAAUUAUGAACUUUGAGGAAAAAAUUAUUCGACUUGGUUCUCGCUCAAAAAGCGAAAAAAUCUUACCUAAGACCCUGUACAACAUUAAACGGGACGAAAAAGAAAGGCUUCGUAAUCCAGAGUUUAAUCGCCUGAUUAAAGAACGCAACCAAUUGGUGACCAAAAUCCAAAGACUUUGUGAAGAUAUCACCAAGCCCUGUCUUCCCAUCAGCUAUAUAAAAGAACGUGGCUUGUUAAGCGAAAAACAGCUACAAAGUUUGGAAGAAGACGAUUGGGUAACGUCAGCUAGCAAUUACGAUAAGGGCGAGAAGGAUCAUAUGCGUGAAUGGCUCGAACAAGCACUGGAAACGACGGCGUCUGCACAUAAUAAAAUGGAAACGGAGAUGGCUGCAUUAUAUGUCACUGGUGAAGAUAAGGAUGACAUAACGGAGGUAGAUGAAGAAGAAAUUGAUGAGAUUCUUGCAGAAUUCCAGGCCAACGAGGGUGGAUUACUAACAAAAGGCGAGCACAUAGUACUCAGAAGUGACGAAUGCGUGUCUUCUAACACACACGUCAGUGAAGCCGAAAUUCGACAGUAUAUGGAAUGUGAAGAUUUGUGGGAGAUCCCAGUGCACGUUCGUGCAGCUAUACAUAAUUCAUGGAGGCAGGAGCAUCUACAGAAAAUCCAAGGCGAAUUACACGAGCUUAAUGUUGAAUACACAAAGAUUUGUGCAAAGCUGAAGCAUCAAAGAAUUAGAGAAGAUUUAGCUAUGUUGAAGGAGGCCAAAGUAGUUGGUAUGACCACAACUGCUGCGGCAAAAUAUCACGAUCUUUUAAUAUAUUUGAAACCAAAGAUCAUUGUUAUAGAGGAAGCAGCGGAAGCAUUAGAAGCACACAUUGUUACUGCACUUACCCCUUCAACAGAACAUUUGAUAUUGAUUGGUGAUCAUGAACAGCUGCGUCCGCGUUUAGCCGUGCAUGAGUUGGCCGAAAUACACGGCAUGGAUUUGUCACUAUUUGAACGCCUGAUUCGUUUUAUGCCAUUCACAAGACUCAGUCAACAGCGAAGGAUGCGACCAGAAAUACGCAGGCUGUUAACGCCCAUUUAUGACAGAGACGGUCAUGGUGCCAUUACGGAUGGAGAAGAAGUCAAAAACUACCCUAACGUUCAGGGUGUAAUGAAGAAUCUCUUAUUCUUUGACCAUCAAAAUGAUGAAAGUAAUUCGAGGGAUGGCAUGAGCAAGAUUAAUGAUUUUGAGGCAUCCAUGUGUGCAAGGUUCGCGGCCUACCUAGUGAAAGUCGGAUACGAUAUUAAAAGAAUCACUAUUCUGAGUAUGUACACGGCACAGAGGAAGAGAAUAGAGCGAUUAUUAAAAGACGAGAGUACUACUUCGCUCGAGGAAAUAAAGAACAUCCGAGUAUCUUCCGUAGAUGGUUUUCAAGGAGAAGAAAAUGACAUUAUUAUUUUGUCAUUGGUCCGAAGUAGCGAGUCCAAGGGCAUCGGAUUCUUAAACGUGAGCAACAGAGUAUGUGUUGCUUUAUCGCGUGCAAGGCAUGGCCUAUAUAUAUUCGGCAAUGCGAAGAAACUGGUCGAGUAUUCAGACCUUUGGAGAAGUAUAAUGAAAAUAUUGACUCGCAAUGGUUCUUAUAGUGAGACACUAGAAUUGUGGUGCAAGCAGCAUUCGAGACCCGAUGACAAUCCACCAAUAUACACCAAAACUAUAAUUACCUGGAACUCUGAUUUUCCAGCCGAAGGUGGAUGCAAUCAAAAAUGUGGAAAGCUAAUGGAGUGUGGACACCCUUGUCCGCGAGAUUGCCAUACAUAUUCUCAUGAGUUGGUUCCAUGCUGGGAGACUUGUAUACGCAUUCUGCCUUGUGGGCAUCCCUGCAAUAAAGAAUGCAGGCAUCCCUGUGGGCCAUGCAAGACUCAAGUUAACAUAAAGCCACCAUGUGGGCACUACAAAUCGGUCUCUUGCGCCGAAAAACAACAAUACAGAUGUCAAGAACUGUGUGAAAAGUUGCUGAAAUGUGGUCACCAGCACUUUGUGAUGAGCGCUGCACAACCAACUGCCGAACGCCUGUGCCGGUUAGGUAUAGUUGCGGCCAUAGCGCAAACCUUCCGUGUCAUACAUCAUACAACGGAUCUUUAG